AUGUUCUUCCCGGAAAGUCACUCUUCGUUGAAAUCAGACAGGGACUUUGAAGAGGAAUUUCAGGCUUUUGUCCACAACCUUUUCCAGAACGUCGUUCUUCCUUCCAGCACGACAGAGGACCCACGCCAGUUCAUGCUUAUUGCAGCUGCCGACUGUCUUACCCGUGAACUGACGGAUGAUGAGGUCAAGGAGUUGAGCAUGUCCGAAGCUGAGAUGGAGAGCACCUCAGACAAUUCCGAUCACCCAGGCCGCGUGGAGAGUUGGUUUCGCGAUCAUCCUGACGCCUGGCGCCGCCCCGAGGCUGAGACUGCCGAGCCUCCACUCCCCGAUCGCAAUGAUUUUGCGAGGUGGUGGAAGGCCUCUCGUGUUGAGAUCCCAUCGAUGUACAUCGACCCGACAUUCCAAAUCUACCUGGUCUUCCGACCCAUGGGUAAUGAGAACGCGGCUGAGGAUGCGCCAAAGGCCAUCUUGGAUAACUAUCCGAGGCCUAUCGCGGUUCCGCCCCCCAAUGAGACAGCAAAUGCUUACUUCGAUCGCCUGCUUGCCCCGGACAAUCAACAGAAGGUUUUCGUCAUGCGACCUGAUCUGAUAAUAAGCCGACGCUCCUUUGGCACAGCCAUCACUGCAGCCAGCACGUUGUUCUACAACGACGCGAUGAGGCCCCUUCGAACUGGUGAAGUCAACUGGCCGGCAUCUCUUCGAAGCAUACAGAAGUACAUUCGAGACAACGUCUACCCGGACUUGCCUAGCGACGGUUGCAGCUUUGUGGUGUAA
Fusarium falciforme is the source of this 774-nucleotide messenger RNA. Its product is annotated as CCHC-type domain-containing protein. The transcript has a single exon. Bases 1 to 774 code for a protein of 257 amino acids. NCBI's taxonomy places the organism in Eukaryota, Fungi, Ascomycota, Sordariomycetes, Hypocreales, Nectriaceae. The record is from RefSeq and is a predicted model, not a curated record.